Molecule: messenger RNA, 842 nt
Organism: Formica exsecta
Lineage: Eukaryota; Metazoa; Arthropoda; Insecta; Hymenoptera; Formicidae
Product: tubulin beta-3 chain-like
Exons: 3
Biological process (GO): mitotic cell cycle; microtubule cytoskeleton organization
Cellular component (GO): microtubule; cytoplasm
Molecular function (GO): structural constituent of cytoskeleton; GTP binding; GTPase activity
Source: RefSeq, a predicted model, not a curated record
UUUCUAGAUGAAAGAUACGUGCCCAGAGCUAUACUGCUUGAUUUCGAUUGCAGCAAUGUGCAUUACGUGUUAUCUAACUCGCUAUUUAAUGUCGAGAAUGUAGUGUGCGGCAAAUCCGGGAUUAAUAACAAUUGGGCCAAAGGUCGUUACACCGAAGGAGCCGACAUCCUGAAAGAAGCCUUGAAGAUCGUGCGAACGGAAGUCGAGGCCUGCGAUUCGGUCCAAGGUAUACAGAUUGUGCAUGCUGUGGGCGGUGGUGCUGGAUCAGGCUUCGGCAGUUUGUUCGCCCUAUACAUAAUGGACGAAUAUCCCAAUAAAAUUCUGAAAUCUUACACAUUGAUGCCAUCAUCACAGGACGACAUAAUAACACAACCUUACAACGCGGUAUUAACGAUUCCCUACUUGAUCGAUUGCAUCCACGAGGUUUUUUGCAUCAGUAACGACGCUAUGAGCCGCAUUUGCUCCGACAGAUUGAAUAUCGUACCAAAUAAAGACUUCUACCCCGAGAUAAAUCAUUUAAUUUCUCUCUGCAUGUCAGGAAUCACAGCGUGUUUAAGGUUUCCAGGUCAGUUAAAUGCAGGGCUCAGAAAGCUCCUGGUGAAUAUGGUGCCGUUUCCACGACUGCACUUUUUCGUGCCUGGAUACGUACCCCUAAUACCAAAGCAUAGGUUUGCUCGCAAAAAAGGAAAGGUUAGAACAUUGAUUCAAGAUAUGUUCAAAAGUGAAAGCAUGUUUAUCAAUUGCGAUCCUAGAAACGGACAAUUUCUUACUGCCGCUGCUAUCUUCAGAGGCAGAAUAUCAACUAAGGUAUCCAUUAAUAAAAAUUAGAAGUAUAAAAUAAA